GCUCCUCCUCUCGCGCUUCUUCUCGCUUUUCUUGGCUUAGGGGAUCAAGUGGUGAUGAUGUCAGGUCGCUUGAGGGGAGUUAUUUCGUGUCUGUGUCUUUAAACGAGGUGUUCAUUUGGUGCCAUGGAUUUGCUUCACAUGUCGACACAUGUCAUGUGAUGUAGAGGAACUUGAUUGUGAUUGAAACACUGACGGUUAGCUUUGUACUCUCCUCCAAAACCUUCCGGUUCAACUCGAUCGGGAAGGGACCCUUUUAAGUGAUCGUCUUUUUGCCACUACUUGCACUCGGACAGACAAGAUUGACAACAAAUCAAGAUGGAGGCGUCUGCCGCCGAUAAGACCAGCGUCGUCAGUUCGGAAGAUGGGGCCCAAUCCGUGUCCGUGAAGCCCAGCCCCUCUCAGGGGAGUCCAGUUCACAGCGAGUUCAACCUGGAUCUUUUGCACCAAUACUUUGCCGAUUGCCUCAAACCCGAUGGGCAGGUGGAUAUCGAUUUAUACGCUUUAGGCUUUGAGGAGAUCGUGAAGUUCCUCAAUCUCUUGGGCACGGUAUUUGGCUGGGUGGCCUCGGAUGUGCAUCAUAAACUGGCCAACAUUGCUCAACAUCGGAAAGGGUCGGCUGGGGCGCAUUAUGAGACUAUCAAUACCAUGGUGGACUAUGAAAUUAAAGAGAAACUUAUCAAACCCAAAGCCAAAGAGACGUCGUCAGGCACGAGAAAUCUCCUGCGACUUCAUCGCGCUUUGGAGUUCAUUAGCAAAUUCUUGCACGAUUUACCGGAAAUGGACAUGUCCGACAAAUGCUGCACGCACGCCCAAGCUGCUUACAAACAAACCCUAAUCAAAUACCAUCCCUGGGUUGUGCAAAAAGCCGCCUUGAUGGCCAUGCAUAUGCUCCCGACCAAGAUCGAUCUCAUUCGAAAUAUAUGUGAGGAAACUGACGAAGCCAUUGCUCAUGCCACGGAGACGCUGAUCAAGGCUGUGAAAGCUAUGGAUGAGGUGUUUAAUAAGACGCAGGAAAUUUACCAAGCCCAAAAUCUCUUGGACUUGCCUUAGCCCAUAAUGUGUCUGAUCACCACUCAAUGUCUAAUGAGGUUUGCUCGAACGUAUUGGUAAAUAUGGGUUUUCUGCUUCAUUCUUCUUCUCAGGAUUCCUGGUGAAGAGAAGUCGGAAAUACGUUGCCUUCCAUCGCUAUGAUAUUCCCAAUCGAUAAUUGGAUGUACAACGAGCGUGAUACCACAUUUGCAAUGAUUUUCCGUCAAGCAUUUCAUUUCUAACCCACUCUGGGCUCAUUUCGUCCGAACUUGAUAAGCUUUGUCAUACUUCCAUAUUGGCUACGAAUAACAGCCAAACUCUUGUCACUAUCUGUAGUUGUUUGAACAGUAAAAGGUUUUUUUCGUGUGCGAUACAUCGUGAACAGCCGAGUUAAAUUGAAUUCAACAUUUAGAUCAAUGGUAUCCGAAGAUGAUGAAAUACACUUUAUUGCCAACUCAGA
This is a messenger RNA of Tigriopus californicus, 1489 nucleotides long. RefSeq names its product ceramide-1-phosphate transfer protein-like. Gene Ontology annotation, molecular function: ceramide 1-phosphate transfer activity; ceramide 1-phosphate binding. Gene Ontology annotation, biological process: intermembrane lipid transfer; ceramide transport. Gene Ontology annotation, cellular component: cytosol; cytoplasm; membrane. The coding region runs from base 316 to 1050 and encodes 244 amino acids. The transcript has a single exon. The record is from RefSeq and is a predicted model, not a curated record. NCBI's taxonomy places the organism in Eukaryota, Metazoa, Arthropoda, Copepoda, Harpacticoida, Harpacticidae.